GCGGGGGGCUGCUGGCGGGCGGAGGGCAGCGGCGAGGCGCCUGACCGCACGGCUCCGCUCCGCGCCCGAGGAUGCUUGGGGGGCGAUGCCCGGCGACAGGGAGGACGAGAUCUGCCAGAAAGCGCUGCAGCUGCUGGCCGAGCUGUGCUCCGUCGGGGCGGUGGAGAACGAGAAUUGCCGUGAUUUCAUCUACUACCUGCGGGACAGAGCCCGGCCCCGCCUCACCGACUCAGAUAUCUCAAUAAGCUUGCUUUCCUUAGUUGUCACAGCCUGUGGUCUUGCUCUGUUUGGUGUGUCCCUGUUCGUGUCCUGGAAGCUUUGCUGGAUUCCUUGGCGAGAGCGUGGCCUGCCAUUUGGGAACAAAGACAAACAAGAGUCUCUGAACUACACAGAUACAGAGACCAAUGACCAUGACUACAGCGAGGAUUAUCUUGGUCAGCCAACAACAUACCCAGAGUCCUCCAUGAAGAUCAGCCACACCUCUCCUGAUAUUCCAGUAGAUGCUCAGGCAGGAACAAAGGAGAACUGUGUACACAAUGCACGAAUGCAUCGUCAGAUCACUGAACCAACCUCUUCUGCUCGGCAUAAUUCAAUCCGAAGACAGCUCAACCUCUCCAAUCCUGACUUCAACAUCCAGCAGGUUCAGAAACAGGAGCAACUGACUGGAAUUGGCCGCAUUAAGCCAGAGCUUUAUAAACAGAGAUCUGUGGACACGGAUGAUGGCCGGAGGAGUAAUAGCAAGGCAUGUGGAAGACUGAACUUUAUUCUGAAAUAUGACUGUGAUUUGGAGCAGCUGAUAGUGAAGAUACACAAGGCCAUCAACCUGCCAGCAAAGGACUUCUCUGGAACUUCAGAUCCGUAUGUGAAGAUAUAUCUACUUCCUGACAGAAAAACAAAACACCAGACUAAAGUACACAGAAAGACCCUAAAUCCAGUAUUUGAUGAAGUUUUUUUAUUUACUGUUCCAUACAAUGAUCUGAAUGCACGGAAGCUCCAUUUCUCUGUCUAUGACUUUGACAGAUUCUCCAGGCAUGACUUGAUUGGCCAAGUGGUAGUGGAUAAUUUUUUAGAUUUGGCAGAUUUUCCCAGGGAAUGUAAUAUUUGGAAGGAUAUUGAAUAUGUCACCAAUGAUAAUGUGGAUCUUGGUGACCUCAUGUUCUCACUCUGCUACCUUCCAACAGCUGGCAGACUAACUAUUACAAUAAUAAAGGCAAGAAAUUUAAAGGCAAUGGAUAUCACAGGAGCAUCAGAUCCCUACGUGAAGGUUUCUUUAAUGUGUGAAGGAAGGCGACUAAAGAAAAGAAAAACUUCCACCAAGAGGAAUACCCUUAAUCCCGUUUACAAUGAAGCCAUAGUCUUUGACGUCCCUCCAGAAAACAUUGACCAAAUUAACUUGUCGAUAGCUGUUAUGGAUUAUGACCGUGUAGGUCACAAUGAGGUCAUUGGAGUAUGUCAAGUAGGCAACGAUGCAGAAAGUCUAGGUCGUGACCAUUGGAAUGAAAUGCUCUCAUAUCCUCGGAAACCCAUUGCCCACUGGCAUCCUCUUGCAGAGGGCCCUAUUGAGCAGAAAUGUUAUGCAGGUCUUCUGCGCUUGGAUGGCUGCCGAAGAGGCUUCCUCACCCUUUUAACCUAUUCAGCAGAAAUUUGGCAUUCCUGUUGAACUCUUUCUUAGCCAUAUCCUCAGGGGCUAUUCCACAGAGUCCAGUGGGGAAUCAAGUGGGGGAGGGUGUCCAGCGCAUCCAGGCUGUGCAGAGAAAUAUAUACACAGCAUAUCAUUUUGGUUCCUGAAUCAGGAUUAGACUCAGCGAGAGCUUCUGGAACCUCUGUGGCCACAACCAUAGGACCCUGAAUAUUGCUGAAUAGAACCCUCAGUCUUCAUCUGUGUCAAAAGCUAUUGGUUUCAAGUAGUGCAAUGUUAUCCACUUGUAGCAUUAGUUCUCCAGCUGACACUACUGCUACUGAUAGAUUUUUGUAUGAUCAUAAGCAUUACCCAAAUUCAAGUCAAAUGUUUUGUUUAUUAAAAUAACCCAGGUUUUACAAGCAACAUGACAGCAACGGAAACAACAGAUACUGGAACCAGCUUCAAAUAUGGUUAUUGUAUUCGCAAGGGGAAAAAAAAGUGCAGUAUUGUAAAUGUAAAGCUAUUUAAGUCCUUUUAUCCCAAGAAUGAUUGUCAUCAGACUUAUUUGAUGAGGAGCUGUAUCUUUUGCCUCUGUUAGUGUCCCUUUUCACCUUACAUGAAAUCAAGACUACAUAAUGCACUGCUUAGCAGAAAUGCUUCAAAUCCUUCAAAACUGUAAAAAGUUCUGUUGGGUGAGAACAAGAUACAUGCAGUGUUUGUAAUGACAGUGUGUUCUUUUAGAAAGAAGAUUAGCAUCUGUACAGCAUGGAGGCUGGGAGCCCUUGGUGUUAUUAGAUGAUUUUCCAGUCACUGCUUCUUUGUUGUGUCCAUAACACUGCAAAGGGUUGGCAGAAUCUGACAGGUCACUCUUUCAUCAUACACACAAGCUCGUGCACACACACACAUGGUCUUAAAAUGCUGCUCCAAAUCUAUGUAAUGCCUGUGAAGACUAUUAUUUGUAGUAGAGCUAACAUUGACAGGGCUAUCUUAAAUGAUUGUACAUUGUAAAUGCUGAUGAAUUCUGACCAUUAAAAAAAAAAAUCAAACCAAAUCAAAGCACUACAUUAUUUCACAUGAUGAAAUUUAUGUCCUGGAACAGUAUUCCCUGGGAAAAAUUCUGCUCAUUAUUUAUCCAUGCAUAGGGUUAACUCUUCCUUAACUUUUUUUCUGAAGAGACUUUGAGUCAGGUUUCUACAUCAAUAUCUUUAUCUUAAAAGUCCAAACACAGAUCAUGUGUGUAUUAUACAAUUCAGAUGCCUGCUAAAUACAGGUAGGUAGCCCUUGUCUUCAUAUAUACUGUUCAGGUAAGUUUAUGCACACAAAUGUUGUUUUGCAUCUUGUAUGUGUUAAAUGCUCACCAGUCAUUUUCAGUUUGUAAUUGAGCUGACACAAAAACGAUCGUACAGAUUCAAGAAAAUGUUUGCAAUUUCUAUCUAAAAUAAUAAUUUAAAAAAAAAAUAGUUUUAUAACUUGUUAUUUGGGGAUCUUCCAGAAAACCAGAAUUGUUGAAAGGUAAAAACACAGUUUAAUGUUUGCAGAAGAUCUUGGAUCUGUUGUAAAUAUGUAGUGUGGCUGCAGAGCAGAAGUCCCACAAGUACAGUUGUUCCAAAACCAAAACAUUAAAAUCUCACUUUUUGCUAUGAAGAAUUUAGCUGUCCUUGCAAGCUCAACAACUCUUCAAAGACUGCCCAAGCAAAAUUUCAGAUUGGUAGCAGGGCAUGUCCAGAACAAAAAACACAAAGCAGCGCUAGCAGAGGUAUUUCAAUACAUGCUCAAGUGAAGCCUUAUGUCAGCAGACCAGUGAUAUAAUACAAUGCUCAUAACUGUUCAUGCAUGGUCCUCACUUCAGGCAAAAUUCUGCACUCUUUACUCAGGCACAUCUUCCAGAAGCCAAUGUGGGGAGAUACACAUGAACAAAGAAGGACCUUUUCCUUGUAAGUGGAGAUCUUAGAUUUCCUGGAUAAAACAGCAUAGAUGCAAUACCACCUGGGACACAAGGCAUGCAUCCCCAUUGCAAUCGUUAUUACCAGGGCAGUGUUAUGAACAGAAGCUUCUGUAAGAAUGAAAAGACCUAUGCAGCUAAUUCAUUUUGUCUCCAUGGUACAGAACAGAAAUCUUUCUCAGAUUUGCCUCUAGUGACUCAAAAGGGCAUCAACAGAAAAGAAGUGUCAUUAUAAUUGCUAAUGUUUUUUAUUAUCGUACGCAGUUCAUUUAAUGCUCAAGGGGCUGGCAUCAAGAGAAUGAUUUUAAAAACAGUUUGAAAUAUUUCUAUUACAAAGAAAAGUCUUUUUUCCUUUAUUUUUUUUUAAUUCUCCUAAUUUUUGCUCUCUGACUCAUGACUUACAAGCUGUUACACAGGCCAUGGCAUCAUUUUGUGCUUUAUAAAAUAUCUGCCUUUUCAUAGCAGUGCACAAGUGGAACAACAGAUGUUUUCUGCGCUUCUCUCUCUUCACCUUUUGACUCCACUUAAUCUAUGCUAUUCCCUUGACCUUCAGCAUUCCCAUGUUAUGGUUCUGGUGGGCCUGGCAAUAGCAAUAUCAGAAGUAACGGAGCAUGUACUGCUAGAAAACCAGUUGGAAACACAGAGGUAAUUGUGAUCCCGGUACUGAUCACUUUUCUUUUCUGAACUAUAAUUCACAGAGGUGAAUCAGUAGAACAGCUCAUAAGAAUAAUUCCAAACCUCCAACCCUCAUUUGUUUUAUUUCCUGUGAAGGCACAAUUAUGCUAUAUCACAAGUAAAGCAUUACUAAAAUAAAAAGGGAAAUCCCCCAGGAAUGCAUCUCAGCAAGAUUUUAAUCCCACUUUACUCAUUAACAAUAUUCAAUUAAACUCUUAGUUUUCUAUAAGAAGCUGUGAUUUUUGAUAUUUUUUAUAAAGAAAAAAAAAAUAAAUGAGAGCUUUCCAAGGUUCUACACUGAGGCAGACUAUAAUGGGUAGUUGUGUGAAAUUCUAGGGCUAAAACCUUCACAGGCACAACACUUCUGCAGUUGAGUGUUGAAAUUCCUUUAUUUUUGCUGAAGUCACAAGACUUUAAAAGCAUUUAUUGUUUUUUUGUGUCAUUUUCCCCUGUAAAUAAUCCUGAAGAUACACCAAUCACACAUGCAUUGCAACCUGUAGAAGCAAGGAGGAACAGAACAAAAAGCAAGAAUGGAAAAAAAGAUCCACCUCCCAUACUGUUCCUGCCAGUCAGUACAUUUCAGCUUUCUAUACCAACUGAUACAUAAGACAGCAAACAUUAUAAGGGGGCAACAUAGCUACCAGUAGCAGAACUGGUACAGUGGCAGAGAGCAACAGAAAUGAAUGAAAAGAAAUAUUAUCUUAGUCUAACCUAUUCUUGGUGUGAGGGGCAUGUUUGGUUGUUUUUUUUUGUUUGUUUGUUUGUUUUUUGUUGUUGUUGUUUUGCUUUUUAAACUCCAGCCAAUAUACAAAGCUGUAUCAACACUUUGCAUCUAAAGUCCAAAGUACAAGAGGCAAAUUUGCAGUUUUAUCACCUAGAAGUGUUAGAGCACUGAGAGGACAUAUUUGCCAUUAAAAAUAAUAAUAAUAAAAUUCCCAUGAACUCUAUUCGCUUCUAGUCUAAAAGAUACAAAUGAUAAAGGGAAAGGAAGAAAGAGGACUGGAAAUUUGCUUGAAGAGUGUUUCUCACCCUCUUAGAAAUCUAUCACGUUAAAUUACAGUUAAUGCAUUUUGGGUUUAUUUGAACAGAAAAAAAUUAAAAAAUAAAAAUCAUACAGUAGGUGACUCAGCAUGAAGCAUUACCAAUAAAAUGUUUUCUUCUCUUUAGAACAAUGUACUUAAAAAUAUUUACAUCUCACUAUCAAGUGAGAAACAAUGGCUUUCUUGUUCCAAAAGGAAAAAAACAUGUAGAGAAACUAAUCCACCACACUGUAGAAUUUAACAGAACCCUCCAUGCUGAGGAAAAUAGGAGUGGGACAGACUCUGUAACAACAAGAAUCAAAGUGGAGUUUUAAGUACUGCAAAGCCUUGAUUGCAACCAUAAUUCUGUUCUGAAGUGACAGCCUUAUGAUUUGUGAACCAAGCUAUGCAAGGUGUGAAUUACCCUGUAAGAUAACAGCACACUCAGAGCUGAGCUUCUUUUAGAGUCACCAUCUAAAACAGUGAGUUGGGCAAGGAACUCUGGCUGGAAGUACUCCAGGGUCCUAAAAGCCAGGGUCCUGAAAGGACCUCCACCUCCUUGAAGGUCCAUGAAAUGUACUAGUCCAGAUGGCAGAAACAGACACUAUUUAGGAAGGCUAUCACCAGGACAUAACGCAACUGCUGAGUGAGCAAAGCACACAUGGUACUGAAGGGAAGGUGACAAGAGAACUUGUAAGCAUCUGGGUUGUUUGUUUUGUCUGAAUUUUUAGUUAGUCUUUCCAUUGCUCAAACUUAGACAUUGUAAAACUGGAAUGUUUUACUCAGUUGCAUGCUGGCCAGCUGUCAUUUUUAAUACCCCUUGCAAAGGUGUGUGAAGAGAGCUGUGUUGUUUUGGUAUACUUUAUUUUUAAUAACACAAUCAUUGUACCGUACUUUAUUAUUUCUUGUUCAAUAAAUAGUCUUGGUAUCUCUGUUUCAUGUCUAAUUUUGGAGAGCAGAGCCAUUCCUGUACCGAGGCUCUCUCUACUAGGUGGGCAUUUUGUUUGUUUAGUAAAAAUAAUGCAUGAUUCCUUUUCGCAGUGAUGGUUUGAGGGACAAAAAAUUUCUUAAUUUUAUAAUAUGUACUACAAUCUUCUAAACACAAGUAAAAAUGUACUGUGAUCUAUUUAUAUAAAUCUAGUCUGAACAAGUAAUUUUGAUCUUAAUAAAAACUCUGUAUGAAAUUGUGCAAUUGUAA
This is a messenger RNA of Coturnix japonica (Japanese quail), 6455 nucleotides long. It is a transcript of the gene SYT9, whose product is annotated as synaptotagmin 9. Gene Ontology annotation, molecular function: calcium-dependent phospholipid binding; calcium ion binding; clathrin binding. Gene Ontology annotation, biological process: calcium-ion regulated exocytosis. Gene Ontology annotation, cellular component: exocytic vesicle; dense core granule; plasma membrane. The record is from RefSeq and is a predicted model, not a curated record. Lineage: Eukaryota; Metazoa; Chordata; Aves; Galliformes; Phasianidae.